AUGGCUUCCACCAAGGUGCCGGUCUACUCGACCAAUGAUCUCAAGUCUACAAGCGACGAUGCUCUCCUUCCUUACCUCACCAACCUUCCUGCGCCAUACGCUUUCACUCCAGACUACUCGAAAACAAACAUUCGCUUCCUGCUUGGAUAUAGCGCCGUCGCAAUCGCAGGGUUUACUUUCUACGCAGACCGUACGCUUGGCUGGGAAGCAACUACCUCGCCCUGGAUUAUCGCCGCAGUAGGGACAUACUUUGUCUUGAACAGCAUUCUGACAUACUGGAUUUGGGCUGUUGAGGCUGGCGAGGUAUACUCCGGAAAGAGAAAGACUGGAGAGACGAUAUCUGUCUCAUCAUCAGCCAAAAAGUUCUCCAAGAUUUACAAGCUCCAUGUCACAUAUAAGUCUGCCACUGGGAAAGUUCUCCAGGACAAGCGGUGCGAGGCGCCCUUCACAACUUGGUUCUCGGCAGACGGUGUAUUCCACCCCGAACCUUUCCGUCGCUGGGUGGCCAGCGAGAUUGAUGUUUUGAGAUUGGCGGCGAAGGAGAAUGAAAAGAAGUCGGGCUAA
Penicillium crustosum is the source of this 564-nucleotide messenger RNA. Its product is annotated as signal peptidase complex subunit 2. Gene Ontology annotation, biological process: protein targeting to ER. The coding region runs from base 1 to 564 and encodes 187 amino acids. Gene Ontology annotation, cellular component: membrane; signal peptidase complex. NCBI's taxonomy places the organism in Eukaryota, Fungi, Ascomycota, Eurotiomycetes, Eurotiales, Aspergillaceae. The record is from RefSeq and is a predicted model, not a curated record. The transcript has 3 exons.